Messenger RNA from Xiphias gladius (swordfish), 4309 nucleotides. RefSeq lists its product as uncharacterized. The transcript has 7 exons. The coding region runs from base 786 to 2873 and encodes 695 amino acids. The record is from RefSeq and is a predicted model, not a curated record. Lineage: Eukaryota; Metazoa; Chordata; Actinopteri; Istiophoriformes; Xiphiidae.
CAAAUGAGCACUAUUCAUUUACGCAAAGUGUACACCAACAGGAAGCAGCAAGAUAUAUGCAUGGCAGGAGGAAGUUCUGGUAUGUGUGAUUGUAUCAGAGCGUUUCACCCCAUCUUCCUGAGGCUCCACAUACAGCUCAUCACCUAUCCUGGACAGGGAGUGGAUGGCUUUGGCCAGCACUGGACGUGUGUGAGAUCUGAGGAACGCUGCCAUGCACCAUCUCUCCUCGUGUCACCAGUGAUAUAAAUGGCUGUUGGAGAAGAGGGGUGACUAAAACAAUCUUCCUGUACUGAAACCUCAGACAUUUGAUGAAAGAAAAAGACUUUGAAGGGACACAAGACGACAAAAGUCAGCGAUUGUUUUGAGUGAGAAACUGCUGCUGAAACUUCUGAGGAUUAUGGAGGAAUGGAAGCAGUAUGAAAGCGAAACAUCUGUGAAAACAAGCAGCCUACGCAGAGUAACAGAAAUAUUUCUAUCUUAGCUGAGGAAGUUAAAUGUUAAGAAAUGGACCUGUCUUGAUAUCUGCGAUGGAAACUGCUAAUAGGAUAAUGGAAAAUUUGUAAAAUGAAAAAAGAGGGAAACAACCACCACAGGAGUCUUAACAACAAAAGUUGGACACAGGGGUAACGUAAUUUUUACGCAAAUACUUUCUUCGCUCAUUGUCUUCUGACUCUGUGGAAUCCAUCGCUUUUUUUAGUGGACUAUAUCGUAGUGUUUACUUGUACUCAUUGUUGAUAUGCCUUUAUGUGACUUCUGGAUUUGAUACACAGCAGUUUUGUGCCUAAAUGUCUCAGUCACAUAAUCCAACAGACAGUCAGGGCUUGCUGCAGUCCAUGCUGCAGAGACUGAAGCUCCAGUCAGGAAGAGAGGGCCAGCCUUUCCUGCACACAUCUGUACCCAUCACAUCUGUUUCCACACCGGAGCAAGAUGGAGAGCGAGGAACCUCCAACCUCCAGAAAGUAAAAAACAUUCCUGUAAAUGGCUUUGAGUUAAGUACCAAUGGUAUCCCCUCAAAAGAGUCUGGGAUCUCUGCCGCGGACAGUAAUUUUGGCCUCAAAACUGAGGAGAUACAACAACCAGGUCAUGUCUGCGAAAUGGACAGGGGUCUCAUUUCCUUCCCCUCCCAGGAAGACAACACUGAUAAUGACACGUGUGAGAACAGGGUGUUUGGACAGGCCACAUCGCCUGGAAUCACCCCAGUAAAAACAGGGCAGCUGUUUCCCGCUAAAUCACUCAAGGAUGCUGAUAUCACUUCCUUUGAGAGGACUGAUGGGGACAGGGUGAGUUUUGGCAGUUCUGCAAUGACAAGGCACAUUCCUGGUAAUAAUAAUUCUGUCCCAAGCUUGGGACAGAAUCAGGUCCAGUAUCAGGGCUUUACACCCAGAGUUUACAUGUGGUCCGUGAACGCCACGGAUGCAAAUCUUGACACAGGAAGUCGAGAGAAUAAAAUGCUGCAUGAAGGAAAUGGAGGAUUUGGAGCUUUGGCACAAAGUAAAGAUGUGCAGUUUCCCGCAGGUAGCCAAAAAACAACAAACAGCAGCUCUAGAAGAAAACAGCGAUCAUCUGAGAAUAAAAUGAGAUGGACGCAGAAGAUUAAGGCAAGAUGGUUGGACAGGUCAGGGAGUUUUGACAAAAAGGGAAAAGAAGGUGGUGGGAGAGUAGACCAGAAGAGUGAGCAAGGAACUGAGAUUUCACCUCAGACGCAGGUACUGAGGGCAGAAAAUCUCAUCAAUACAUCAACUCAAGAGGAAGAAAGGACCCUCCUUUCAUUAGACAGCAGUGAUCCCAGUGAACCGCCACCUACACACACAGCGGACAGCACUCUUGAGGGGUGUAUCAGGUCUUCUAAUGACUUUGAGUUUGGCCUGGGCUCAUUCAGCCUACUGGAGGAAAUCGUCACAGGUCAAAAGUGGGCAAGGUUCCUUAACCCCAACCUACCAGCCACCUCAACCAAUCAGAGCCCACCAGAGGAGCCGCUGCACCAUCUCAAAAUCCCAUCAAAUCCUCACAGUAGCAGUCAGUCAUCUCUGAUUUUGAACCAACAAGGAGGUGGGAACAACCCAUGGAGCUUCAGGGGCACUGCGUCAUCACCAGUUUCAGAUUUCAGGACGGCACAAAUAUCGUCUGAUGCUUUCCUAUCUGUCAGCAUGGACGUUUCAGAGGGAAAACAACAGCAGCAUGUUCACACGGCCGCUGAUCUAUCAGAACCAAUGGAAGAUUGGCAGUCUGGAAAGAGAGGACAGGGUCAGCAAUGUAGACCUCCGUCCUUUGUAGAGCCUGCAUACAUUCUGAACACCUCAGCGCUAAAGAGAGUCUACCUCAACAGAAAGAGACACCAUCAGUCAGCUGAGAGGGGAGACGAGAAGCUUCAAACUGAGAAAAUAAGUGAUGGAAGAGCGACAGGCAGAGAGGGGUCUAUAUCUUCACUGGGCAUAACCAGCAACCAUGUGAUGGAUGAAACAGGAGAGUCAAAACAUGAUAUUUUCAUUCCUUUGUACACCCUAAACUCUUCUUCUACCCCUCUCUCGCCGUCCUCUUUCAAUCCUUUUGUUCCUGCACCUCGGGGUGUCCUCAGACACUCCAUAUCCCAGGAUUCAGAGUCUUCUAUGGAAACCGUGACAAAAAGGAGGCGAGUUGAGGAGAACCGCCGGGUUCGUUUCUCAGAGGAGGUGGUGACCAUAGCCUCUCCGGAGCUGGAUGUGGAUGUUACAGACUCAGAGGGGGAUUCGGGAGCAGAGAAGGACUCUGUGAUAGAGCAGGAGUGCGAGGUGGAGCAGGCAGCGACGGAGGAGGUGGCGCCAGCUCGUCGCACUGCACUCCCUGCCUGGAUACAGGCUCUGAAGAGGAGGAAUAUGGGAAGGAAGCACAGAUAGUGACUGUGAAAGUGCAGAAAAGAGCACUUGGUCUCACACACAAGCUGAGAUAGUUUGUCUCAAAAGCAACUUCAGCUGGUUUUAAGUUGUUUUUGAAAUAAAUGACAACAUUCAAAAAGUCAUACCAGGCCAACAGUAUCCCAGUAUUUCUAAAAACUAUGAAACAUAUAAAUAACAUAAUAGACACCACCGUCUUCCAUUCUCUCCUCUGUUUGUCUAUCUAGACUGGAUUAUAUACUGAGAGCGUUGCAUCAGCUUUUAAAGCUUUUAUCAGAGAUAUUGUGUUGUCUUUCUCCUUCAAUAUCACACUGGACAGUAGCAGACUACUAUGUGGUCUGCUGUCUGUGUCACUGACUCACUCUCCAUAUCCUCUUCCUCUUGGUAAUGGCUCCCUAUCCAGCCAUCCUGGCAAUUACCCCCAGAGGGAGAAAGAGAUAUGACUUGGAAAUGAAGCGGUGGUUUCUGAUGUGUCUCCUGCUCUCUAUUCAACUCUUGAAAUGUUGUUGAGUCAGACAGAAGCACUUUUUUUCCCUUUUUUUACUCUGACAGUAAUUUUUACUCUGAAAGUCAUUACUAUUAUCAUCAUCAUCACUUAUGAAAUAGUACACCGUGACAAUAUCAUCAGCCCCUGUUGAAGGUUUAAUAGACUUGGCCUAGAGCUGCAGUGAUGCUUCCAACAAGGUGAAGACAAAAAUUAAAGGAAUAGUUCAACGUGCUUAUUUGAUUUCCUUCGUCAGGUCUGUAUGGAAGUGUAUGUUUAAUUUGGAGUCUCUGCUGGCUGCCUGGCAAGAUACUGCGCCCAGCCAAGAAAUAGUCUGGGGCAUAAUCCCACAUGAAAUCUUCAGUUUGGUGUUUGUAUGGAUUAAAGAAAUUAGAUCAUGUUAACUAGUGAACUUCAGAGGUGCUGGUAGCCACAGCCAAGUUAGGUAUUUCCCCCAGUCUUUGUGCUAAGUUAAGCUGACUGUCUGCUAGUGGUACUGUUGAUUCAUAUUUACAGUGCAGAUAUGACAGUGGUAUCCUUCUUCUCUUCUGUGUUUAAGUUACCAACCAACCAUCCUGUUAUCCUGGGCAAGGGUGCUGGAUAAUGCGUGUUCAUCCAGAUUUUUGUCUACAUCUCUCACUCUCUAUAUGAAAAACUAGAGAACGUAUUAAAAAGCAAACCCCUCCUCCAGCUACCUCAUUAUUCUAGUCACAUUUAUUAAUUAUCCUAAAUGGGGAUCAUCUGAUCUAUCUGCUAAUUCACGUUUCACAAUUACAAAACUGUGUGCAUGGACACACACAACCAGUCUAAUUAGGCCUUCAAAUGUUGUUAGAGAAACCAUUUUUUUCAUUCCGUCGGCAGAUGAGCUGGAGAAGGCUUUAUGGCCCAGUGUAUUAUAUUCUGUAAUUUCCAUUAUGCAUUAUAUUGAGUUGUAUGAUUAAAUUAGUACAUCAAA